Symbiodinium sp. CCMP2456 is the source of this 468-nucleotide messenger RNA. NCBI's taxonomy places the organism in Eukaryota, Dinophyceae, Suessiales, Symbiodiniaceae. The record is from the annotation of a GenBank genome assembly.
AUGUCCUCUGCGGCAGAGCACCAGCAAGCCUUGGUACAGACGGGCCUCUGGAAAGCUCUUGGUGAGGACGGCCUGGAUUCCACGGUUCAGGGCCGUGGCGCCAACUUCUCGGUCGGCCAGCGCCAGCUGCUUUGCUUCGCCCGCUCUUUGCUGCGUCAGGCCCGCGUGAUGCUCCUGGACGAGGCGUCGGCCAACAUCGAUGCGCUCACGGAUGCCACGCUCCAGAAAACGCUCAGGACCUGCUUUACUGGCUCCACGCUGCUGAUCAUCGCGCACCGGCUGUCGACCAUCGCUGACGCCGACCUACUGGUGUGCAUGGACAAAGGCAAAGUCGUCGAAGCAGGGCCACCCGCGACCUUGCGCCGCAAUGGUGGCGUCGUGGCGAAGAUGUUCGCAAAUGCAGGUGAGCCCGAGCUGCCACCAGCGAGCUUUGGAGGCGAUCUGCCUUCCACCAAGCACUCCCUCUGA